CUUGUUCAUUUUACAAACUACUUCUCUUGAAGCUAUAUAAGUGUCAUCGUGUUCUCAAAAUGCAUGUAUAUGGCCAUAUAUAUUCUUGCAACUAUUCAGCAAAAUGCCGCAGCCUGCAGGCGACGGAGCUUUUAGAGAGAAUGAGUAGAGCAAAUCCGGUGGUGAUAUUCAGUAGGAGCACGUGCUUUAUGUGCCAUGCUGCCAAGCGGCUCUUCUGCAGCAUGGGCGUAAAUCCAAGGGUCUACGAGCUUGAUGAAUAUCCGGGGGGAAAGGAUCUGGAGAGGGUUUUGUUGGAGUUGGUGGGAGGAGGUGGGGACGCAGUGCCAGUGCCAGUGGUUUUUAUAGGGGGCAAGCUGGUGGGCGGAAUGGAUAGAGUGAUGGGUUCUCAUAUCAGUGGCACCCUUGUUCCGCUGCUCAAAGAGGCUGGUGCACUUUGGCUUUGA
Sesamum indicum (sesame) is the source of this 443-nucleotide messenger RNA. Its product is annotated as glutaredoxin-C5. The record is from RefSeq and is a predicted model, not a curated record. NCBI's taxonomy places the organism in Eukaryota, Viridiplantae, Streptophyta, Magnoliopsida, Lamiales, Pedaliaceae.